Molecule: messenger RNA, 3918 nt
Organism: Nematostella vectensis (starlet sea anemone)
Lineage: Eukaryota; Metazoa; Cnidaria; Anthozoa; Actiniaria; Edwardsiidae
Product: delta and Notch-like epidermal growth factor-related receptor
Exons: 6
Coding region: 12-2594 (860 amino acids)
Biological process (GO): heterophilic cell-cell adhesion; establishment or maintenance of epithelial cell apical/basal polarity
Cellular component (GO): plasma membrane; protein-containing complex
Molecular function (GO): calcium ion binding
Source: RefSeq, a predicted model, not a curated record
UCGAAUCUCCCAUGACGAUAGCACGCGUUCCAUCAAAAGGCACAAGAAUCAAAACGAAAAACAUUCCACGACUGAAAAUGGCCCGCUAUGGGUUAACAUUCGCGAUAAGCGUUGUGUUUCACUCGUGUCUCGUGCUUUCCAGCAAACAUAACGUCGAUCAAAAUGUGUGUUUGCCGAAUCCCUGCACGAAUGGUGGCUUGUGCAGUGUGAACGGGACAAAUUUCCUCUGUGAUUGUCCACAAGGAUAUCGCGGAGAUAGAUGUGAAGUUCGACCUGGACAGUGCCUAACCAACCCUUGUGUCAACGGCAUUUGCGAGUUGGAUAGCUUGGGCAAUCCUAGAUGCUUUUGCAUUCCUGGUUUUGCUGGAAGGUAUUGUGAUAUCGACGAAGAUGAAUGCGCGUCCUCGCCUUGCCGAAAUGGCGGAUUGUGCAUCGAUCAAGUCGAUAGCUAUAAAUGCUCUUGUAAACAAGGAACCUUCGGCUUGAAUUGCGAGCUGUUGGAGGAGGACGUCCAAAAGUGUGUGAAGCAGUGCGAGGGGGGAAUAUGUUGGCGUAACGAGAGCAAGAUUUUCCAAAUUGAAUGGGGUUAUGGGGACAUGCUUUGCAAUACUCAUCAUUCUUGUUUUGGCGGUGCAAACAAUUCGCAUUCUAUAACGACAGAUGACUUCUUCAUAGACGUUCAGCUAUUACCACAGCAACUACAAAUAGGAGAUAGUCUGAACUUCUCCAUGGAUGCAAACAUGGCACCGUACGUCCCGGGAAUCAGGCCGUAUCUGACAGGAAAAGAGGAAUUUUACCAUUGCAACCAAACGAAUGGUACUUUCUUGAGUGAAGAUCCGUUGGGCACGAUACUUAUCACUGAAGAUACCCUCAGUAAAGAAGGCAUUUAUCACUUUAUCGACAACGUAGAUACUACAUUCCGAUGCGAAUUUGGUCUCCGGUUGAACGUUAGCGUAAAAUCCAACAAGUGCAUGGAGCCUGGAAGUUCAGUGUAUUGUUCAAACCAUGGCCAAUGUGUGACUAAUUUCAGCAUGAGUUCCUAUCAGUGUAAAUGUUGUGGAGGGUUCAGAGGAGAAUUUUGUGAAAAAGAGGACCAUUGUUUUUCCAAGCCCUGCAAAAAUGGUGCCACUUGUAAAAACAAGGAGGGGGACCCCCGUCACUUCUACACAUGCACCUGUGCACCAGGGUACGAGGGGCGUGACUGUAGUAGGGUGAUAGACAUGUGUGUGUCAAAUCCUUGCAAGCUUAAUGCUGCCUGCACACCCCUUGUCAAUGACUUUCACUGUUCAUGUCCAAGAGGUUAUACUGGGAAAACAUGCGACACCGAACUGAAUGCCUGUAGUUCAAGCCCGUGUGAAAAUAACAGCACCUGUGUCAAUAAGUUGGAUACAUUCAAGUGUUUCUGUACUCCUGGAUAUACAGGCUCCCACUGCGAGGUGAAUAUCAAUGAGUGUGCAUCAAGCCCAUGUCAGUAUGGCACAUGUAUUGACCUAAUUGAUGGCUACAGAUGCUACUGCAAACCAGGGUUUGGUGGGACUAACUGUGGGCUAAACCUGAACGAGUGCCUUUCCAACCCCUGCUACAACGGCGGAUUCUGUGUUGAUGAAGAAAACAACUACAGAUGUGAUUGCGGGCAUGGCUAUCGGGGACGGCAUUGCGAGGAAGAUGUUGACCUGUGUAAGGAGGAGGGCUGGUGCGUAAAUGCAAUCUCCUGUAAGGAUAAUGGUAACAGUGUGGAUUGCCAAUGCAAGCCUGGAUUCACUGGUGCUAACUGUGCCGUUGAUAUACAUGACUGUGUGAAUAACCCAUGUAUGAACGGCGGUACUUGCAAAGACAAGGUCAAUGAUUUUGAGUGCUUCUGCAAACCAGGAUUCACUGGGAAAACCUGCGAACUUCUAGAUGGAUCAAGGACCACGUCCAUACCUUCACAAGCGCUACGCCUACAACUACUAACAGAGGACUGCCAUCUUCUAAAGGGCUCAGUUCUUGCCCAGAGCAUUCUGAAGAACAUCACUUCUCAUGUGGCGGCUGCAUGCAACUGUCCAUUUACCAGUCGAAAUGUUGAAGAGCAGACCAUGAAUAUUCAGUGCAAAGACAGUAUCAGUGCAAUGUUCACCGUCCAGAUUUCCCCUGUAGCGGGACACACCACCAAGGAACUUAUUUGCAGCCUCUGGUCCCACCUUAACACUCAUCGCAAUGUACUGGAACUUGGCCAUGACACGUUUAUUGUUGGGAUGUUAACCAACAUGUCGUCCAAGUGUGCACCACGAGCGGGUGCUAAACCUCACGUCCCUGUGCAUGUACCUGAGCCAAGCAGUAACCUGGCCGUCACCAUUGGCUCUAUCUGCGCCGUGGUAGGACUUGUGGUGGCUGCCAUUGUGGUAUGCUGUAGAUGCCGCCAUUCUCGGCCUCCCGCUGUCAAAAAAUAUCAACCCAGGGUGGAAGAUGAAAUGAUUAGCAAUCUGAGUGGUGACUUGCUCUCCGCCGUUGCACCCACGCCCAAGUCGAUGUACAGAACAAGUGGGGGGUACCACAACAUGGCCUUCUCAGGCCGGUUCAACCCUGAGGAUCCAAUCAAGUCCAAACGAGUCUGAGACGUUGCGCUAGAGAUGGGUGUACCAGAAGUUGGGAAGAGUCUGAUAACGUAGAACUAGAGAUGGAGUACCAGAAUUCGGUUAGCUCUUGAAGCGCUUAUUAGUCCGAAAUUCGUGGAGUCAACAACCUGUUAUUGAACGUAGUCGUUACCUGUCGAGAUUUGUUGGUCUCAAGUACAAGUAGCUUGUCUUGAAUACUAUUUGCUGGUCUCGGUUACCAGAUGACAUCAUCUAACAAAGCUGGAGCACGAGGGCACUGAUUUCUAGAGCUCUGUCCAUCGCCGGCCAUCAUUCCCGAGGUAGAAUCAACGUUUGAUGAAGAAACAUAGACAUAAUAAGAUCUCCUUUGAAUGAUUUCCCCCGGCUCGCUUUUGAGGAACAAUCAGCGAAAGUAAAGUUACACUUUUAACUGAAGUUAAGUGGUACAACGGAAAGAACUAUCAUCUGGAUCAACAGAUGUAGAAAAACUGGUCGUUGAUCGUACAAUCAAUAGCUAUCACUCUUCAGCUAACCCAUGUUUUACUCAUGAGAGUGGUUUGUUAAAAAGUUGCCAGUAUAGGUAAAUAUAGUUGCUUGUUUAGAUAUAUUUAUCUGCUUUAAAAUUUAUAUCAAAACUGAAAAAGAUCCUUGGUCCACAUUGCUUAAUGUUUUCUCUCCCUGUGUUACCAAAAUGUCAAUCGAACUUAAAUCAUUCCAUUGAUUCGCCAAAAAAAAAAAACUUUUAGCUAGAUUUUGUUCGGUACGUAUAAAAAUGCAAAAAAUAGAGACUUUGUCCUUGCGGAAAACAGUAGUAAAACCAGCAUUUUUCAAAAUAGUACUCAAACAGUAACAGGAUCGAAAUUUGCGAUUGAUUUAAAGUUAUAUAUUGUUCCUUUAUAAGGACCUAAAGUUUUUCGUGUGUUCUAUUACGGAGCCAAACGCGAGUACUAACUCGCAUCAAUUGAAAGAUUGAAGUUCGAUUGAGUUUGAUUACCCAUCAUUCCAUUGAUAACGCCAUGAUCCCCUGACUUGAAAGUCUGUUUAUUUUAAUACUAAAGAAGGAAUAUUGUGAAUGAAGUUAACGUUUUUUACUUAUUUUACUCAUGUUUUUUACUCAUGUUAAGUGAGUAGAAUUAAUAUGUGAUUAUUUAGAUUCGGUACUUAAAGAUAACAAGUUGGUCGUAAUAAAUAGGUAAAGACGCUUGUUCGUGAAAACAGGUGAUUUAUCUGAAUGUUACUACCGAGCUAUCGUAUCCCGCUUGUAUAUAGCUUGACAGAUAAGAUAUUGUAGGGUUGUAUAAAGGUUUUAUAUGGCAUGGAAAUUUCAAUAAAUUUACAGAAUCGA